AUGUCUCCACAAGGUUCAACCAGAACCUUAGCUCUUUCUUUUGUACUGAUAAGCAUUCUCUUCCUUGGCCAAACCGAAGCCCAUAUUUGGUACUGCCCACCUCCACCACGACCAGUGUGCCCACCGCCACCUAGAUGUCCACCAAUACCGAAGUGUCCCCCGAUAACGGUGUGUCCACCACCAUUUCCGCCUCCACCAACAACAUCACCACCGCCUCCACCACCCGUGACUCCAUACACUCCACCACCUCCGGUGACUCCACCACCAGAGACUCCCCCACCAAAAACUACACCACCUCCUCCCCCAAAAACUCAAACUCCACCAUCCGAAACUCCACCUCAGGAGACUCCACCACCAUUAACUCCACCAUCACCAACUCCACCUCCACGGAAUCCACCAACAUACUCUCCACCACCUGAAACCCCACCUCCAGAUACUGUACCACCCGUAACUCCACCAUCACCUGUUAUUGUAGACCCCGGGGUUCAGCCACCCGUGCUUCCGCCUUCGACAAAUCCACCUCCAAAGACUCCACCUCAAAAGUCUCCACCACCUGAAACUCCACCUCCUGAGACUCCACCACCGGUAACUCCACCUCCCAAGACACCACCUCCAGAGAUUUCACCACCCGAGACUCCACCUCAAAAGUCUCCACCACCCGAAACUCCACCUCAUAAGUCUCCACCACCCGAAACUCCACCUCCUGAGACUCCACCACCGGUGACUCCACCUCCAAAGACACCACCUCCAGAGACUCCACCACCCGAGACUCCACCUCAAAAGUCUCCACCAGUACCCAAAACUCCACCACCUGAGACUCCACCACCAGUAACUCCACCUCCCAAGACACCACCUCCAGAGAGUCCACCACCCGAGACUCCACCUCAGAAUCUCCACCACCCAAAACUCCACCCCCUGAGGACUCCACCACCAGUAACUCCACCUCCCAAGACACCACCUCCGGAGAGUCCACCACCCGAGACUCCACCUCAAAAGUCUCCACCACCCAAAACUCCACCACCUGAGACUCCACCACCAGUGACUCCACCUCCCAAAACACCACCACCAUACACUUCGCCACCCGUUAGUCCACCACCAUACACUCCACCUCCGACGAUUCCACCACCAGAGACUCCUCCACCCAAAACAACACCACCUCCUCCCCCAAAAAUCAAAUCACCAACACCACCACCCCAAACUCCACCACCUCCUCCAUACACCUACCCACCACCUCCUCCACUUCCCAAAUGUCCAAGAAAUGCCGCCCAAGUAAGGCAAUGUUCCAAUGUCCUAAGAAUUUCUGGCAACUUCCUAGACUUCAGAAGGGCACAACCAUGUUGUUCUCUUAUCCGCAAUCUAUCUGAUGCUGAUGCAGCUAGUUGUUUAUGUGAUUUGGUAAGAGCACGACGUUCAACUCUUUCUCCCAAUAUAAUUAUCCUAUGUAAGGCUUGUGGCCGCAGGAUUCCUAGAGGCUUUACCUGCCCAUAAUACCUUGAUAUACUAAAAUGUACUCACAACUUAGUCGACAAAUAAAUCUACAAAUAAAGGUUAAUAAAUUUUAUACUUUCUACCUAUGAUAAUGUAAUAGAAUUACAUCAAUAAAGUUCAUUUCACGUUUA
Messenger RNA from Capsella rubella, 1619 nucleotides. RefSeq names its product basic proline-rich protein. The record is from RefSeq and is a predicted model, not a curated record. Lineage: Eukaryota; Viridiplantae; Streptophyta; Magnoliopsida; Brassicales; Brassicaceae.